Molecule: messenger RNA, 495 nt
Organism: Selaginella moellendorffii
Lineage: Eukaryota; Viridiplantae; Streptophyta; Lycopodiopsida; Selaginellales; Selaginellaceae
Exons: 4
Coding region: 4-495 (163 amino acids)
Cellular component (GO): cytoplasm
Molecular function (GO): exopolyphosphatase activity
Source: RefSeq, a predicted model, not a curated record
UGAAUGGGGCGGGACGCUAUGGUCGCAAUGGUUUCUUCAAAAUGCGUAAGUAUGCUUUACUUCCGUGCUCCUCCUCUCAUGAUGUUUCAUUUCGUCUCGUCAGUCCGGAAGAGAGUAUCAGACUUGUCCGUGUUGAGCCCCAGGGAGAUUCUCAACAAACAGAUCGAAGUCUGGACUUCGGCAGCAGGUAGCUCGGGAAGAAUAGCAAGGAUCGGGAUGUGCGCCAUGGGCAUUGCUUUGAGCAGGUUCCUCACUGUUGAAACGGGAGUUUCCGACGAGCUCGUCCACCUCCAAAGAUCCAAAAAACUUGACAUCUUGCUGGUUCUUACGAGCUACUAUGACAAAUCCGACAAGUUUAAGCGCGAGCUUCUCAUAGCCACUGAGGGCGAAGGACUGCUCCAAACACUAGUCGAAUCUUACAACACCGCAGCACUGCAGCUCCACCCGAUGGAUAUCAUAGGCAGGAAGAAAAAAAUCUUUAUUUUUUUGCUCUAA